AUGGGGGUUUGGUCACAGAAAACACUGCAUCCGAAAACUCAACAUGGAGCCUCUCAAAAGAAAACGAUUCCUAAACCUGUAUCUCCUACUACUAAGACCACGACUAAAACUCGUUCUCCAAGAAUCAUUGUACAUUUUGCGAGGCAUGCUCAGGCACAAAACAACCUCCCCCACCUCGAUGCCGAUCCCGAUCCACCCCUAACCCCAAAAGGAACCCUUCAAUGCGCCACUCUCCGUCAGAAAUUUAAAAUAUACAUCCAGCACAUAUUUUAUGUUCGCCGUUACAACGGGGACGGGGGUGGAUUUUGGGGGGGUAGCGGUGGGGUGGGAGAAGGAAGGGGAGAUGGAUGGGGGGAAGAGGAGGGGAAGGGUGGUGAGGAGAAUUUGGGGGUUGGGCGUGGAGACGAGGGAGAAGGAGAGGGAGAAUUGGCACAAUGCCCAAAUCAUCACAUUGACGCUUUUGAAGACGAGCAAGGGAUUAGAGUUUCGAGGGCCGCUGGCUAG
Sclerotinia borealis F-4128 is the source of this 504-nucleotide messenger RNA. Lineage: Eukaryota; Fungi; Ascomycota; Leotiomycetes; Helotiales; Sclerotiniaceae. The record is from the annotation of a GenBank genome assembly.